This is a messenger RNA of Octodon degus (degu), 1722 nucleotides long. RefSeq names its product meiotic kinetochore factor (gene Meikin). Gene Ontology annotation, cellular component: kinetochore. Lineage: Eukaryota; Metazoa; Chordata; Mammalia; Rodentia; Octodontidae. The record is from RefSeq and is a predicted model, not a curated record. Gene Ontology annotation, biological process: homologous chromosome segregation; female meiosis chromosome segregation; male meiosis chromosome segregation. The transcript has 13 exons.
AUGGCGCUGUGGCCGCUGCGGGUCUAUACCCGCAAGAAGCGGGCGGGCCCAAGGCUCAACUUGACCCCAGCUCUAGACCCAGGCCCGCCCGCGACGUCUGAGGCCGCGGCAGAAUUAUUUGGCUUUUUAAAAAUGCCCCCCGCGGCGCUUGGCGUGGCGCGCCCGGGGCAGAGGGCAGGCGGCCGGUGGCAGGGCAGAGGGCCCAGAGAUGCCCGCGACUUCCGGAGCCGCAGCCCUCGAACGGGCCGCCCUUUAGCAGGCCUGAAGGUAAAAGGCACACAGCGUGGGUUGCCGGAGACUGCUGAGAAAGCCGAGUGGGGCAGGCCGGGAGGUAGCAGCCCUGAGCCGCAGAGCACUCAGUUAAGAGAUACAAGAGAAAAAAAUCUACCAGAAAGUAACACUUGCGAAGAGACCCAAAAUGAGAUUGCACCAUUGAGCGAGUCAGUGAUUGAUGACCUCCAGGUUGACAGUAGUUCAUCAGAUAGUGAGCUAGUAUCAGGAUCAAGUUUACAGUAUGAUACUUCUAGUUCUCUUCUGAGCUAUUCAGCAACAGAGUCUUAUACAGAAUACAACAGUGUUGAAGAAAAUUUAAGUAGCUUCUCAUCACCUGAACUGUUCAGAGGAUCAAAUUAUUUGGAUCAGGAGUGUCCCAGGAUGACAGAACAUGUGCAAUGCAAGAAUUCCACUCUUCUGGAUACCAGUAAAGCAGUAGCAGUAGAGAAGGUGCCAGAGUUUUCAGACCUCUCUGCAAUUUUGGAUAAUGCAGAUUGUGAGGUUUUACUUGCCAAGAAAAUUUCUCCUGCAACCUCUGAAGAAACAAAGAAAAAAAAAACAAAUUCUUGUAUUCCUAAUAAGAAAAGUGAAGCCCUGUUAACAAGUACUCCAUCGUCAGAGGCUGCUGAUUUUGUGGUAAGUAUUAGCAUUUGGCAAGUGGCAUGCUGUGAUUUAUGUUAAGAACUACUUCAAAACGUCAGCAAUUAUGUUAAUUCAGAUGAAAUUGUUCCUAUAUCAGGUUUGCAAGAAAAAUCUUCAAAUAAGUUUCCUUCUCACAGACCAGAAAUCUGUUGUAUUAUUAAGGCAUCACCAAGAACUAGACAAAUGAAAAGUAAAGGUGUUACUGUAAAGAAAAAGAUAGAUUCUCCUCCUCAAGAUGUUCCUCAAGGUACUCUAACUGUAAGCUCCCUCAGUGUGGAAAUGGUAUCUUGUUCUCUAUUGCACUUCCAGGUUCUUGCAGAGCUGAUGGUUAUUAAGCAUAUGGGUUCAGGACGUUUGUGGUCAGUGCGCCUGGUAUCCUCAACCAGGGCCCUCGACGGUGGCGGUGCUUCUGGAAGGGUCCGCUGCGCCGCCCAGCUGGGAGCCCAAACCUACUGCUUGGCCUGGGCACGGGCGCAAAAGUUCAGCCCUGGCCCAGCCCAUGGAGGUGCGAGAAGUCGAGGGCGAGAGGCGGCUACCCGUGGUGUCCUCAGCACCUCCCGGCCGGGGGCACUUCACCGCACAGUCCCCAGUGCGCCCCUGAGCCACCCAGCCACCUCCCGGACGGCCGCGAACGCUAAGCUGGCCCUUAGCCACUCCGCCGUCUUCGCCCCUCGGCGCACGCCCCGCCCCGUGGGCAGCCGCGUGACGGGAGCCCCGCGUCAGCCUAUGGGAGCUGGCUCCGCCCCCCGCCCCCGCCCCGCCCCGUCUCCGCGCCGCCACGUGAUGCGGCUCACUGCCAGCCAAUGA